This is a messenger RNA of Aaosphaeria arxii CBS 175.79, 1662 nucleotides long. RefSeq lists its product as uncharacterized. Gene Ontology annotation, molecular function: arylformamidase activity. Bases 249 to 1298 code for a protein of 349 amino acids. The transcript has 3 exons. Lineage: Eukaryota; Fungi; Ascomycota; Dothideomycetes; Pleosporales. The record is from RefSeq and is a predicted model, not a curated record.
UCACAACGUCAACUCUAGCGACUCGUCGAGUAGCAGUCCUCUCUAGGCCUUAGUUUUACGUCAUUUGCGAUAUAGUCGACCCUGAAUGGCAUGGUUCUUGCCAAUAUGGAUCCAAACAGAGUUUACAUGCGGGGUUUGCCCUCAGGAGAUCCAAGAGAACACUUUUAUAUCUUUUAUUGAAGUGUAAACACUCACAACAACCACAAAUUCCACCAUUGCAAGAAAGACACCAUAAUACACGCGACAUCAUGGCAGAUAGACUCAAAACAGCACAGAGCCGGCUAUCUGCGGUCGCGAAUACACUCACAGGAGGAUUGUUUGGAUCAGCUCAUCAAUUCCCUGCUUUUGACGACCUGCCCAAGGUGGAGGGCGAACCUCAAGGUUGUUUAUGGGGCUUCUUCGACAAGGAUGGAAAGAAAGACGAGGUUGGCACGAUUAAUCUUCUUACCCCCUCGAUCGUUCACGCCGCCAGUCGCGAGAUCCAGACUGGCGAUCACGUACAAUUGGAUUGGCCCCUUCAGAAUGUACAGUUUCCUGGCUUCGGACGGAAGCAGUUCCACCAGACGAAAAUUGACCUCAAUGAAAGCUUGGGGUUCAAAUCUAUGGAUGACGAAAUCUACAUCAACACUCAAUCCGGUAGUCAGUGGGAUAGUCUGAAGCAUUUCGCGCACCAAUCGACGGCUAAAUACUAUAAUGGCUUGACACAUGAGGAGGCUACCAGGACGGACCGAAAUGGUAUCCAUAACUGGUGCGAGCGUGGAGGGAUUGUCGGCCGUGGGGUACUUGUUGACUGGCUUCGCUGGUAUGAGGAGCAUCGUGGCAACCCACCAAGUCCAGUAUCACGGCAUGAGAUUCCAGUCGAUGAGCUAGAAGAGACGCUUGCCUGGCAGGGUACUACUACCCGUCCGGGUGAUAUUUUAUUGAUACGUAGUGGAUACGUGCGUUGGCAUGAUAACGCAACGAUCGCAGAGCGAAAGAGCGGUACUCAGGACAACAGCAUUGCCAUUGGCGUACAAGGAAACGAAAAGUCAGUGCGCUGGCUUUAUGACCAUCAUUUCGCUGCUGUUGUCGGUGAUACUGUUGCGUUCGAGGCGUGGCCACCAAAGUUUGAUGAGGGGUGGUGUUUGCAUGAGUGGCUAUUGACCCAGUGGGGCACACCGAUCGGCGAGAUGUGGGAUCUAGAGAAGCUAUCGCAGUUGUGUAAGUCGAAGGGGAAGUAUACAUUCUUUCUGACGAGUGCACCGUUACACGUCAAGGGUGGCAUUGGCAGUCCGCCCGGAGCGAUUGCGAUCUUCUAGUUUCUGCGGAGCGGAUAUCCAAUGAAGCCAUACAAUGACAUAUUCAAUUCGAAACAAACACACAGAUAAGAGGCACGGAAAUCUAUUUCAUUUGACGAGUCAGUUCAUUUUACUACAGCCAGUGCUUGUGCAUGGGCGAAACGAGAAUCCUUUAUGUUUCUUUGAAUGGUUGACACUGACUCCCUGAUUUCCCUUGUGACUGCAAAGUUGCCUGGUUUUUAUGGCUAUACUUCAUAACAUGCCCAAUCACGAAAUAAAUAUCAACAUUAAGCGCCAUGGAUUGCUUGUUUGUAUGGACGUCUCCCUACCGGUGACCCUUUCUUAUCUAUCCAGACAAACACAAAGCUCAUAAUGACCUAUAGUA